AUGUCCGGGAGCAGGUCGCACUUCGACGAGCUCCAUGACGACGCCUUGGGCCCAUCCUCGGCUGCGGAAGAGUUUCAAGAUGUGUUUCAGGAACUUGGACUCGACCCAUACGUGACCACGUUGGGGCUGACUCAGGAGAACCCUACAAUGAGGCAGCUUGCAAAUGCCACUCAAGCGAAUGCAGUGUCGGGCCUAAUUGAACUGGCAAAACUGCCCAGAGACGAUCAGGACAAUGAUUUGGGAUCGCCGAGCAAACGAUACCGCAUGGACCCGUCCGAUGAUAACAAGGCGACACCCGUUCGUCAGCGAGCCAACAACAAGCCCCGUAAAAAACGAGGAACCCAGUGUGACAAACUCAAGAUCGAAAAGAACAGUAACCGCAAGCACAACGGCAGUCAGAAUCAUGUUGCAGAGGUUCCUAGGACGCCGGAUCAGAGCAGAAAUUAUCCGGCAGAAGAAUCGUCUUCCAAUUUCUUGAAUCGCCUGAAUAUUCCUGAAAACUCUGUAUCGGAUAGAGAAAGGAAGAACCAGGGCCUGCGUCACUUUAGUGCAAGGGUUUGCCGUUCCGUCGAGGCUAAAGUCUCGACCACAUACAAUGAUGUUGCUGAAGAGCUCGUGAACGAGUUCAAAGAGAGCAACUGCGCAGAUUAUGGCGAUGAUAAGAACAUCCGAAGGCGUGCAUAUGAUGCGUUGAACGUCCUGACGGCCAUGGGGAUCAUAUCGAAAGAUAAGAGAGACAUCAAGUGGAAAGGUUUCCCUCCGAUGAAGUCAGAGAAUGGUUCCAACUCGAAUCCGGCCCUGUCCAAAGAGAGGAGUCGACUGCUGCAGGAGAUCGAAAACAAGAAGAAGGAAGUUGAGGACAAGAAUACGCUUGUUCGUGACCUUGCUACUCAAUUUGUUAGCUUGAAACGUCUGCUGUCGAGAAAUGAGCUUACUGAACAUGAGCCGUGCCACCAGAAGAAGAUCUACUUGCCAUUUGUGAUAGUUAAUACGGAUAUGGAUAACUCGGUCGUGUGUGAAAUUUCUCAGGAUGAGAAGUUCGCUGAGAUUAAUUGUACGAAACCAUUCAAGCUUUACGAUGACAGGGGCACGCUAUCGAAGAUGCAACUCCACUUAUGCUCGGAGAGUGAACUGAACCAGAUUUUGCCAAAUCCUGGUCUUGUUCCAUUUGUACAGACGAUGCAGAACAAAACAAACUGUGGGGUCGAAAAUCUAGCACAAAACAAGACAUGUAUUGCUCGGGAAGAUGACUUCAAGACCAGCGGGUGUGAGAAGAUGAGUGACGACGAUGUUGAUGGGGUUCACGAUGAUCUUGACGACGAUGUGGAUGCUGAAGAAGAUGAUUCAUGA
Messenger RNA from Guillardia theta CCMP2712, 1350 nucleotides. RefSeq lists its product as hypothetical. Gene Ontology annotation, cellular component: transcription regulator complex; nucleus. Gene Ontology annotation, molecular function: DNA-binding transcription factor activity, RNA polymerase II-specific; RNA polymerase II transcription regulatory region sequence-specific DNA binding. Bases 1 to 1350 code for a protein of 449 amino acids. Lineage: Eukaryota; Cryptophyceae; Pyrenomonadales; Geminigeraceae. The transcript has 7 exons. Gene Ontology annotation, biological process: regulation of transcription by RNA polymerase II; regulation of cell cycle. The record is from RefSeq and is a predicted model, not a curated record.